Annulohypoxylon maeteangense is the source of this 5288-nucleotide messenger RNA. RefSeq lists its product as uncharacterized. Gene Ontology annotation, biological process: deadenylation-independent decapping of nuclear-transcribed mRNA. The transcript has a single exon. NCBI's taxonomy places the organism in Eukaryota, Fungi, Ascomycota, Sordariomycetes, Xylariales, Hypoxylaceae. Bases 197 to 5134 code for a protein of 1645 amino acids. Gene Ontology annotation, cellular component: P-body. The record is from RefSeq and is a predicted model, not a curated record. Gene Ontology annotation, molecular function: protein binding.
UUCGCGUUAAACACCGACUUUUAUCUUAUUCCAUCUUUCCUCUUCUCAUACAUAAACACCUCACUCAAUAAUUCCAAACUUCGCGCAAUCGCAUUAGGAAUUCCUGAGGAAACUCAAAAGCUAAAUCAUAUUCCUUACCUAUCUAGGUAAAUUGAUAGCUUGAUUGCUUCAUUUCACAUCAUCGACAAGACGCAUCAUGGCGGGUUAUAACCCGCCGGGUGGUGGCACCGACCCGAAUGGUUUGCAUGCGAUGCUCGCUCGCUUGCAAGCUCAGCGCAAUGGUGAUAACAAUGAUGACUCUGCGCCUGCUAAUGAUAUUCUGUCCCGAUUCAACUCCUACAACCAGGGCGCUAAUCCUCAAGAUUAUUAUGGCCAUUCCGGUGCGGAAUCCCCUCUUACUGGCAUAGACGACUUUCUGCCUGCUGCCCCCACGCCACCCAGUAACAACUUUAGCCACUCCCACCAUCCGACUGGACCGAUGGGACUAGGUCCGAUUGGCACGAUGCCUUCGAACCCUACGGGAAAGGUUGAUCAGAGCGCGAACCUGUUGAAUCUUCUCAAGUUCAGUGGUCAGAACAGUGGGCCUCACGCACAGCAGGUUCCGUCGCACACCUCACCUCCUGGACAUGCCCAUACCCAGACACAUACCCAGGCACCUGGUGUGUUUGAAGGGCUUCCUAACUUAUCCCAACCGCACAAUCAACCCCCCAUCCACGCCCCCGUACCUAUGCCAGCUGAUCCUCAAGGCCUUCUAGCAACCCUUAUGAAGGGAAAUUUGCAGAAUGAGUCUGCUCGUGCUGAGCCUCAAGCCCCCGCCCAGGCACCCGCUCAAUUACAUGCUCAGCCAAAUUGGAAUGCGGGCCCGCCUCCCACGGAUACUCAGGCGUAUCUUCUCAACUUACUUCAUCGACCGAAGCCUUCGCAGACCGACCAGAACUCUCCCAAUGAGCCAUCUCACCCUUCUACCCUGACCCCUCAGUCAGCCAACGGCUCAUCGACAGAGCACCACAUGAAAGAAUAUAUGCCGCUGAAGCCGACAGUGGCGGAUAAUGGCUCCCAUGAGGCAACACCUAUGCCUUUCCGUUUUGGAUCGAAGGAGCAUGUUGACUCCCCUCCGACGAAGUUUGAGUACAAUUCGCCAUCGUCUCAGCAUUCUCAAUAUGAUGGGGGCCGCAAACACUCCAAAUUUGAUUACGCCAAUCCGCUUGAAGCAUUUGGAGUUUCUUCUCCCCAGGACGCCGCGUCCAAGUCGUCGACUCCGGGCGCCUCGGCUUACAUUGGCCAAGUCCCGACUGAAUUGCCCGCUUCGUCGACUUUUCGAGUAGCUAAGAAGACCCCUAGUGUUGCGUCUUCUUCUGGACUCGGUCAGGAUCAUAAGCGGCUAAGCAGCCAACGUAGUCCGAUCAUGAGCCCCGAGCAUAUCAGGCGAAAGCUUGACGAUGCUGCUUCUCCUCAUUCCAUUACAGAGCAUCCAAUUGCGUCUGGAAUUAUUCCAAACUUUGCCCCCGGAGAAGAGAAAAGCACAGAAACCGUGGCAGACGCGAUCACUGUCCUUGCUGGACAAGCGGACAAAGAAGCCCAAGAAGCAUUACAAAGGGCCGAAGAUGAAGAAGUACGAGCUAAGAUUAAUGCCGAACUCGAUCACAUGAUGAGAGCCAAGACUGACGCUGAAUUCCAGGAUUCGGCUGAGGCUGCGGCGCGUGACAUCCGCGCAGAGCUCGAAAAGGAAGAGAAUGCUCACGUUCUCGAAGAGACAUAUUCACCUGGAGUUGCACAGGCAAUUCGCGAUAUUGUUGACGAUGUAGCACAUGGCCCUGUUGCAGAUAGCUGGGAGAGUGCCGAAGCUGACGAGAUAGUCGUUAUCGAGGAGAUCCCGAACCCGGUGAAGGUGUAUAAUUUCCCUAUGAAGCCAUGGAUCUCGAUCACCAUGCUGGAUACCGAUAGUCCUCGCCCUCAAUUCCGCGACGAGGUAAUUCUCGACAUUGCCCGCCUCAAGAAGGAGUUCGAUCAGAUUGAUCGUAAUCUCGUCACUGCGACUGAAUCGUACAUGGUUUACGGCAUGUCUAAGGCUGGUGGGCUUCGUGUAAUACGACAGGAUGACGGUAAGGACGCCAAACUGUUCACUGACACCAAGGACCGCAUUUUCAACGUCGCAAUGUCAUCUACAUCACCUGAUCUCCAAAUCACACCAAAAGAGAGCAUUAUCGGCACUGGCAUCAGUGGUACCGUAUAUUACAUUCAGAUUAAGAAUGGUGAGAAAGAUCAUUUGGAAGAUGCUCACCCGGAACAGUACGGGUUCAUUCUUCCCCCACUAGUGAUCUCUCACGAAGGUGGCGGCGACAAUGGAGGCGUUUUGAAGACUCGAGCUAGAACCUCUUCUACCCAUCCAGAGUUUUUCGCUGUCGGUCGCGGGAAAACCAUCAACAUAAUAUGGCCAUCGUACAUUAUGCAGAACGGUAUUUUCAAGUCUGGCCAUGACCGCGUUGUUGAUACCCAGAGACUAUAUAAGGAAUGUUCUCUUAGAAUCAGUACGGGCAAAGCUGGCAAGGAUUUUACCUUUAGCCAGGAUGAUACUACUAUUGUCUCUCUCGACAAGUCUGGUCGUGUUAAGUUUUGGGACGUACGAGAUUUGACAGCGGCCGAUGAGAAUUCGGAUCCUUGGUCACCUCUCCCUGCCCACACGUCGCUUGAGGUGAAAGAACCACUGAUGACGCUGAACACAACGCCCGAAGGAGAGAAAGCGUGGCCAACCUCUGUGUUAUUGCUGGAUAAGCAACGGCCUUACCAGAAGGGAUGGGCUCUACGUUACAUGAUAGUGGGCAUGAAGCAGAAUCAUACUCUUCAGCUGUGGGAUCUUGCUCUAGGCAAGCCGGUUCAGGAAUUCAAUCUACCGCAUAUGAAAGAGUCAGAUCCGGUGUGUAGCGUUAUGUACCACCCGCCUUCUGGUAUGAUUGUGGUUGGCCACCCUAUGCGCAAUUCCAUCUACUUCUUGCACCUGUCAGCACCCAAAUACACCAUCAAGGGUUUAUCUCAAGUUGAUUACAUCCAGAAGUUAGUGGCUAAGGACUCGUCAAUUCCGGAACCGGACUCAACCGCCGUCAUUAGUGGUGUACGCGAAUACUCAUUCGCCAAUAAGGGCAUGCUUCGGAGUUUGGAUAUACUGGUGAACCCUGCCACUGCUUCCGACUCUGAAGAACCGAGUCUAUUUGAAUUGUAUGCUAUGCAUUCCAAGGGCGUGACCGGGAUCGUUAUCAAGCAGAGCGAGCUUGGCUGGUCUAAGGAUAAUAAGGUUAUCGAUGGUGCUGACGCUUCUGAGGUGGGUCUGGUUAAGAUCGCGAAGCUAAAGGAGCUACCCAGUCCUUUAGUCACCGAACCCCAGUCUGUCGACGAGCAUGCACCGCUACCACUUCGGGUUCGAUCCGUUAAAGAGACGCCUCCUCCAGCAUCGUCCUCUAUCUCGUCCAACACAUUAAUCCCGCAGAAAGGUGAUGAGAAUGCGCCUGUGGGCCAACAUGAACGCAAGGAAACUGUCGCUCCCAGUGCGCCGAUCAGCCAAUUGGACAAGACGGAGAAGAAGGCCAGAAAGAAGCGUGAGAAAGCUGCUGCGGCUGCCGCAGCAGCAGCUGAGAAGCUUGGCACCGACAAUGUGCAAUCAAAUGGCACUUCGCCGCCCACCUCUACAAAGCAUAAUGACACGAAGUCCGGAUCAUCCUCGCAGCAGAUAAUGUCUCACGAGUCUAUCCAGUCUACUGUUAAGCAGAUCGUCUCCUCCCUUGGAGAUAAGUUAACCGGAGUUAUCACUGGCGAGUUCAAAGACCAUCGAGAUAAUGUCGACGUCGAAUUCCGUGCUCGCGACGAGACAUUUGUCAAGAACCAACAAAUCUUGCUAGAGAAGGUGUCCAAUGUGCUCAACGCCAACGUCCAAGCUGUCCUCACCAAAACAAUCAAUGACCAAUUUGAGAGCAGUGUAGUUCCAGUUCUAAGCGGUCUCAUCACGAAAACCAUCUCGGAGCAGAUUGAUGGUAAGAUGGUUGGCCGGGUCUCGCAUUCUAUCCAGAAUCAGAUGCAAAAGCUUAUCCCCAAUGCCGUCAAUCAGGCUCUACAGAAACCUGAAAUUACUAAGUCCAUCUCCGACAAAGUAGCAAGCAAUGUAGCACAUGACAUCGAGAAAAGUGUUCGCCAAACACUCAUCAACAACAUUACUCCACUAAUCAACGACACGGCAGUGAACGUUUCGCGCUCCGUUGUGCAAGAGGUGCAGGAUCGUACCGCUAGCCAGAUUGCGGAAAUGGAGCAGCGACGUAUCGCUGAUGGCAAUAAGAUUGACCAGCUCACAGCAUUAGUGACUAGCCUUUCUGACACAGUUACCGCUAUGGCUACUACCCAGGCCCAAUUCCAGGACGGACUGCUUAAGUUGCAACAUCAUACCUCUCGUGAUCGCGGUUCUGCUGCACAAUCUACGCAUUCCGCACACUCUCAGCCGCCAGCUCAGUCUCACCAUCCCUCGUCCAUACAGUCACAGUCCUUCUUGUACGGAAGCCCGACGGGAAGCUCAGGCGCUCACCAACUAGUUCCAUUCCAAUCGAACAACUCGAACAUCAGAGAACAGGCUGUUGUUCGUGACCCGCAGCUUCAGCAUAUGAUUGCUAGUGUCGCAUCAUACAUUGAGCGAGGCGAGUAUGAGACUGGUCUGGUUCGAUGGAUUCAGCAAGGCCGCCAAGCUGAAGUCUUUGACGAGUACCUACACAAGUUAGACCCUCAGUUCCUCCAGGAUGUACCUACUCUAGUUUCGCUCUCGGUGGGAUCCGUCGUUAUCGAUACCCUUGACCCUCAUCUCGUUAGAGAAAAGCUGAACUGGUUGGAGACGGUACUCCACAUUCUAAUCGCCCAGUUGCCACGCAUUGUUAGUUUCAUACCUCACCCGAUGAAUGACUUAUUUAACCAAGUUUCUCCACAGGACUCCCAAGUUCGCGAUGUUGUCCCGAACCUCAUGACUUCGUACCUCGACCGCUUUGAGAAGCUCUACAUCCAAGUCGCUGGCCGAUCGUCAAACGACCCUAUCAUCGCACGUCUCUCUACGAUGACCAGCAUGGCAAGCCAGAUCAAGGAGGCUGUGCAUCGCCCCAACUAUUAAUUCGAUUGUGCAUCACGAUCAUUUGGCGUCGAUGGCUUAUGGGGAAUGAGUGAUGUUCUAUUCACGAUUUCUGGGUUGCCCAGGUAGUCCUUAAUUGGUACGUCCCUACAUGAUUUAAACGCGACCCAUACUCACGUUCUCAUCCUAACAUAUC